UGGCCAUGGAAACGGAAAUAGGAACUAAGGAAGCAUAAGAAACCCGAGAGUCGGAGGUGUGUGGCCUCUGGUUCAGAUUGGAUAAACAGUACACGGGUGAUUCCUGGCUGUGAGGGUUGACUGCUCUCCCCAUUGUCUCACCAUGGGCCGGCCUCCUUUAGUCCUCUGCAUGCUGUUUGAAGUCCUGGCGAUAAACUGUCAAGAGUUGCCAGGGCAACGUAUAGUGGGAGGAUACGCGCCAGUGCCACAUUCAAUCAAGUACAUCGUGUCAAUACAGACAACGCAGCGUCAGCACUUGUGUGGGGGCUCCCUGAUAAAUAAGUACUGGGUAAUCACUGCAGCACACUGUAACAUAGGCCUAGACAAAAUGAUGAUAGUGGCAGGAGACUACUCUCUGACCAUCUACGAGGGCACGGAGCAGGAAAUGCUUCCGCAGCUUUUGUUUCCCCACCCUGAGUACAACAGCACCACCACCAACAACGACAUCAUGCUCAUAAAGCUGAGGGCCCCGGUCGAUUUGAACGGCUACGUCUCCGUGGCCCUGCUGCCCCGGCAGGGCGCCUCCGUGGCAGCGGGUCGGGUGUGCCGGGUGUCGGGGUGGGGUUACACCAGCGCCGGCGGAGGGCAGAUCCCCGACACGCUGCGCACCGUCCUGCUGCCCGUCGUCUCGGCGGAGCAGUGCAACCGCAGCGAGUCCUUCGACGGCCUCAUCACGGAGAGCAUGCUGUGCGCCGGCUUCACGGUCGGUGGGAAGGACGCCUGUCAGGGGGACUCUGGGGGUCCGCUUGUGUGCGAGGGCCGGGUCUACGGCCUGGUGUCCUGGGGCAGAGGAUGUGCUGACGCCCAGUUUCCCGGAGUCUACACUGCCGUGUCCAAGUUCCGCAGGUGGAUAGACAACACAAUAUUUAGCUACUACGGCGGGUGCAACAAGAAUUAAGACGUUGCAACGUCACUGAGGUGAAAGGAACGUUAAGUGGAGACUUUUCAAAAUGCAGUCAGUUAUGUCCACAUUUGAGAAAUGACACUUUCUAGGUGUUCUUUUUGCUUUGUGCACCGCUUUAUUCAAUCUGUAGAAAAAGAAGGGUAAAAAAUGAGUAAAAAGUAGUUGUUUUGUGGGAUGUUUUGGUAUAUGUCGGUUAUUUGUUGGUGCUGAAUAAAGCUUCCCACACUCUAGUUUUAUAUUAAUCACAGUAUAUGAGCAGUAUUGUUCUUAAUUGUUGGAAAGAAAAAGGAGAGAAAAGUGCAUUUCUUAAGAUAUCUAACCAUUUUGUUUAAUCUUGAUUUUGCGUGAUAAACCACAGUAACCCCUUUAAUAAAAACAAGAAUAAGGUGCCAAUCAUGAUCAAUAUCAGCGCUAAUGUUCAACCAAGUUCUCGAAGCAUUUGCACAUUUCAACUCAACCGGUGCUUCAGCUGCAACAUCAAAGAUCAUAAGAGCACCUCGUGCUCGUUCACCGGUGAUUUACACAAUCACAUCUGUAAAAUAUCAGGCAUUCCAAUACAGAAGCCAUACAAAAGAACACGUUACGAAAAGAAAUGCCUUGGAUAUUUGAGACUGGAACUCAAACGAUUGGAAAAGUGCAUUUUCAAGCAAAAAAAUGUAAUGACUACAGCUGCUCAAAUAAGGGGAUUGAGGGAUGUCA
Messenger RNA from Pungitius pungitius (ninespine stickleback), 1642 nucleotides. RefSeq names its product trypsin-3. The record is from RefSeq and is a predicted model, not a curated record. Gene Ontology annotation, biological process: proteolysis. Gene Ontology annotation, molecular function: serine-type endopeptidase activity. The coding region runs from base 143 to 937 and encodes 264 amino acids. The transcript has 5 exons. NCBI's taxonomy places the organism in Eukaryota, Metazoa, Chordata, Actinopteri, Perciformes, Gasterosteidae.